ACCCUCCCCUUACCAGACGUCAUCACGCAAGGCCGCGACGUGUUCAACAUGGAGGCGAAGGAGUGUGUAGCAAAACUUCUCUCUUCUCUGGAAUGACUCCAAAUUUGACGCUUGCACAUUUUAACCGUACACCUGGAUAACAUUAAGCGACGCAACACGGGGUGCAUUUAUUUAGCAGUCCUACUGGUAACGAGCGGCGCGGGAGCGGCGAAAAGCGUUUGUGACAGGUCUUGGCAUAUGCCCAGCAAACAAGCAGUGAGGCAGCAUUGAGUCUGGAGAUGGGAGCCAACACCAGCCAGCUCAGUGACCUGCCCAACAAUCCCAACCUCAAGGUUCUGGUGGGCACCGAGUCCAUAUCGGAGAAUGACCCCUUCUGGAAUCAGCUCAUCUCCUUUACCGUCAUCAGUCCCACCAGCAGUGGAGACUCCAAGUUACUGGAAGAGGCUGUGUUACCACUGGCCAAGCUCCUCAUUGAAAACAAUCCCAGAACAGGAAACCUUGGCGCUCUGGUUAGAAUCUUCCUGGGACGGACAAAGGAGCUCAAAAUCUCCACAGAAUGCCAAGAUCAGCUAUUCAUCUGGCAGGCCCACAACGCCCUCUUCAUGAUCCGCUGCCUGCUCAAGGUGUUCAUCCGCGAGAUGAGUGAGCAGGAGCUGCAUUUGCAGUUCAGUUACCAGGAGAGGGCGCCAGGCUCCUGUGGAGGAGCGAGCCAUGAGGACCUCCUUGAAGAGCUGUUAUCCAACCUUGUGCACCUGAUCGUUGAAGUACCGCUGCUUGACAUCACCUACAGCAUCCUGUUUGAAGCCGUCACCACGCUGCUGGUGUUCUUUUCCUACCAGCUCUUCUGCAAAGACAUCCUCAGAGAUGGCUUGAUCUACCGCCAUGUCAUGAAUGGACGAUGUUUGUCACUGACAAGUCGCCUGGUGAAGACGCUGCUCUAUAACUUCAUCAGGCAGGAAAAAUGUCCGCCGCCAGCAACACACAUCUUUGAGCCCAAAGCGGAGGGAGGCCUGCUCUACGGCCUGGCAUCUGGCGUGGCAAGUGGUUUAUGGAGCGUCUUCACCUUGGGCGGAGCUGGCAGCAAAGUUGGGGUGGAUCUGGAACACAACCCCUUACCAUUGUCCAAUCAGAGCCUCCUUUUACUGCUGGUCCUGGCCAACUUGACUGAUGGGCCCGACUGGCCCAACCCCUACCGCCAGGCAAUUUCUUGCUUCAGAAACACACAAGACACGUCCAUUGCCGUGGAGCAGGCACACGCGUUCCAGAUCAAUUUCAACAGCUUGUACACUGCGCUGUGCGAGCAGCAGUGCUCUGACCAGGCCACGUUGCUGCUCUACACAUUGCUCCACCAGAACGCCAACAUGAGGACCUACAUGCUGUCCAGAACAGACAUGGACAAUCUGGUGUUGCCCAUCCUGGAGAUCCUUUACCACGUGGAGGAAAGGAACUCGCACCAUGUCUACAUGGCCCUCAUCAUCCUCCUCAUCCUCACGGAAGAUGACGCCUUCAACCGCUCCGUCCACGAAGUGGUCUUGAAGAACGUCACGUGGUACUCCGAGAGGUCAUUGACCGAGAUCUCCCUCGGCAGUUUGCUCAUCCUGGUGGUGAUACGCACCAUCCAGUUCAACAUGACACGCACAAGGGAUAAAUACCUCCACACCAACUGUCUGGCUGCGCUUGCCAACAUGUCCGCCCAGUUCCGAUGUCUCCACCAGUACGCUGCCCAGCGUAUCAUCAGUCUAUUUGCUUUGCUUUCCAAGAAGCACAACAAGGUGCUGGAACAGGCAACGCAGAGCCUGAGAGGCAGACAGAGCGACAGCACAGUCCUGCCCGACUAUGCUCAGGACUUGAAUGUGAUUGAGGAAGUGAUCCGCAUGAUGUUGGAGAUUAUCAACUCUUGCCUGUGCAACUCUUUGCACCACAAUCCUAACCUGGUGUACGCGCUACUCUACAAGCGGGAGCUCUUUGAGCAGUUCAGGACGCACCCGUCCUUCCAGGACAUCAUGCAAAACCUGGACACGGUGAUCGCCUUCUUCAGCCAGCGUCUGGAGCAGGCCGGAAGCGAUCUGUCCGUGGAGAGAGUCCAGGAGGUGAUCAUGAAAGGAGCCCAGGCCCUGCCUACAGACAGGCUGAAGAAGUUUCCAGAGCUGAAAUUCAAAUAUGUGGAGGAAGAUCAGCCUGAGGACUUCUUCAUCCCGUACGUGUGGUCGCUGGUCUUCAAUUCGGGAGUGGGUCUCCACUGGACGCCGCAAGGCAUCGAGCUCUUCAGCAUGGACUCCGGCUGAGGCCGGGGGGCCGGGGGGGGUGUUUUGUCCCAGUACAGACUGACACUUUGUACUAGCGCGCGAGUGUGUUAGUGUGUGUCGCUUUUUAUAGGACGCCGCUUUGGAAGUGCCUCAACCUUGUGCUACAGCGGUGUCGCGGCGCAACCUCAUUAUGUCGUAAACCAAAACAAUCCUUCUGGCUUCACCGCUGGGAAUCAACCCGGGGGAGGAAUGGGGCGGGGGGGGGGGGGGUGCAUGACCUGUUUCCACAGCGCACAUCAUGCUAAAGCUUCCCAUUGGUGGGCUGCAUUACGGAGACCAGCGACCGAUGAUAAUCCUGGUUGUUGUUUCUCAUUUAAAAAAACAAAAACAAAAAAAAAAGGUCAAUUAAAACACAUGCAAAGAGGACUUGAUGCGUAGAAUAACUUAUUUACAGAUGCACUGGAUUUGCAACAAUAUAUGCAUUUCGUGAAUAUGGAGAGUAAAAUUCUCACUUUUAUAAUGAAUUAGCUUUUUUUUUGUGUGCGCGUUUGGCUGUUGUAGGAGCUUUAGGUCCACACUGAACAAAAAAAAAAUAAUAGAAAUGCAAGAAAGAUUUCAAAAUCAGCUGUUCCCCACUCUGCACGAGGUAUAAGCCAUUUUACUGUUUGUUGGGGGGGGGGGUCGCUUUUUUUUACUGUUCAGUGUGCCCCUCAUUCUCCUUAGCACCGUUUCAAAGUAUUUGGUCUGUUAAAAUGAAGAAUUUAACAACCCACCCAAAGUCAAGUUUUUCAGUUGCAGUAUAGCAGGGCAAGUGUUUCGACCUCUUAUCUUAUUGUUUGUCUCUUUAUAUGCAUGUUUGGCGUUUGCAUUUGAUUAUUUAUUGUCUUUUUGUUUACUUUUUAAUAAGUGGGCCCCUCGCCAUGUAUGAACAACAAAAUACUUAUUACUCAAUAUACAUACUUGAUAAAAGCAUAUCAACGGGUGAAUUUUACUUUUCCAGAUGGGGCUUUGAAUAAAGACAUCAGUAUCAAAGCA
Molecule: messenger RNA, 3281 nt
Organism: Hippocampus zosterae (dwarf seahorse)
Lineage: Eukaryota; Metazoa; Chordata; Actinopteri; Syngnathiformes; Syngnathidae
Gene: dym
Product: dymeclin
Exons: 17
Coding region: 279-2285 (668 amino acids)
Biological process (GO): Golgi organization
Cellular component (GO): Golgi apparatus
Source: RefSeq, a predicted model, not a curated record